This is a messenger RNA of Lasiodiplodia theobromae, 2079 nucleotides long. RefSeq names its product Heterokaryon incompatibility protein. Bases 1 to 2079 code for a protein of 692 amino acids. The record is from RefSeq and is a predicted model, not a curated record. The transcript has 4 exons. Lineage: Eukaryota; Fungi; Ascomycota; Dothideomycetes; Botryosphaeriales; Botryosphaeriaceae.
AUGCUACGUCAUCAAGCAGGCCUGCGAGAGAAUCGCAGAGUCGAGCUGCGCUUUGAUCACCACCAACGGACCAAGGCUCUCUGGCAGGCCGCGGAGAACGGUUGCUCGGUGUGCUCCGCACUGGCGAGGCAAUUAAAGCGCGAUCGCUUUGCGCUAGAAGAAGACCAACCCAUCGAUCUGCAGGCGGCCCUGGCCUCGAUAUGUGGACGAGAAUGGAAGCGCGGAUACUACUCUUUGGAUUUUCUGCUGGAUGGGAGGUGGAUGCGGACCUUUGCUCUGAGACCGCGAACGCGGCGGUGGGGCCUCAGGAAAAAAGGACAGCAUUCAGCGCACAUGCGAUCCAAAGAGGUCUUCAAGCUUACGCAAAACUGGGUCUCAAGAUGCAAAUGCGCCAACUUGAAGCAAGAAUGGUACCCGGACCGACUUCUCGACCUGGAAGAAGUCAAGUGCGCUAUCGGAUCUGGCGAUGAAGCCACCUCUAAAACUAGGAUCCGUCUUCUAGAGAACUCAGCGGACUGGAAAGUUGAAGAGACAGAAAAAGCUAAAGAUAACCGCAACCGCAAGGAGAUGAUGGUUCGUGGAAUCGCGUUGGAAGAUUUACCACCAACUUUCCGUGAUGCCGUCGUAUUCGCGAGCCGUCUAGAAGGUGUUCGGUACAUCUGGAUCGACGCAUUGUGCAUCAUACAGGAAAAUGAAGAGGAUGACGAUGGCCUUCACGCCGAGGACUGGAAGACGCAAUCCGCACUCAUGGAUAAGGUGUACCACGAGUCGUACCUGAAUAUCUCUGCCACGUCCGCGUCAAACCCCGCUGGGGGCUUGUUUCGAUCCAGGAAUCCGGACUUGUUGCAGGAAGAUGAAGUCAAGUUGAACGUACAAGGUUUGCUUGAACUUGACGAAGAUGAGGACGAGGAAAGAGAGGGGUCUCUGAAAAAACGGAAGAAGCAUGUGAAGAAAUGCUCCGUUGUCGAUGUCUCUUUGUGGGAUGAUCUGGUCGAAGAUGCCCCUCUCAACAAAAGGGCUUGGGCCUAUCAGGAAAGGCUUUUGGCUCCAAGGGUCGUCCAUUUCUGCAGCGACCAGGUUGCAUGGGAAUGUUCCGAGCGUUGUUGCACUGAACGCUAUCCUGGAGGCGUUCCUAGGCUUCAGCUAAAAUCCGGGGUCAUCGUGAGCGAGGACAGACUGAAGGACGUAGAUCCUGAAAGAGAAGGGGAGAUGUUCCAAAGUACCAGUGCGGACGGAUUCGAAGACCCGGAGAAAUACCUGCCUAAGCUUCACGCGUACGAACUUUGGAAGAGAGUAGUUGAACUCUAUUCGCAAAAGGAACUUUCCAAGAAGGGCGACAAGCUGAUUGCACUUGCCGGCAUUGCGAAAUUCUUUUUCGAUACGAAGCUUGGCCUAGGGCGACCAGUCGCGCAACAAGGACAGCACUCGUACGUUGCUGGGAUGUGGCGAGAACACUUGGAAAGCCAGCUCUUAUGGCGUGUCGAGCCGUAUUUUGAGGAUGGCUGGACACACAACAGUGCUCGACGCCACCCCUUACGAGCGCCCUCUUUCUCAUGGGCCGCACUGGAUGUGCCGCACGGUAUUGCAUAUGGCGAGUACAAGGAUCAUGAUCUGCUCUUCCAGGUCGAAGAUGUUCACAUGGAGUAUGAGGACAACAAGAACAAGUUUGGUCUCCUCAAGGGUGCCAGGUGUCGGCUCUUGCUUAGUGCCCGUGCCAUCCAGAUUCAACUGCGGGAGAUAGAGCCGAAGUUUAUUACGCCGUACGGAUGGUGGGUCAACAGCAGCAAUGAACCGCCGCUCCGAGACAUGUACACCGACAUAUACCUGGACAGCCCUGCGAGCGAUAGCAAUAUUUUUGAGCCUGGCUCGAGGAUCUAUUGCAUGCCUGCUGCAACGGACGAUGGAACGAUGGCCCAGCCUCUGCCUGACUUCAUUUGCCUUCUGCUGCAGCUUACGGGAGAAGAUGAGGGUCAUCGGACUUUCAAGAGAAUUGGGCUGGCAAGGCUUUCAAAUUACGAAGGAAUGAAAUUUCAACAGGAGAUUGUAGGCGUACAGCCUGAGGAGAUGUAUUUGUAUUGA